AUGAGCGUUGACCCACUCGCCCUGGUCAGCGACGACCAGCGCGAGCUGCAGCGCCUGCUCAAGGAAAACAGGGAGCUAAGGCAGGCUAACGCCCAGCUGCGUGUUUCUGUGGAGACGAAAACUAGUAGAGGCAACGGCGGUUCUGGCGGUGUGAAAGACGCUGCGGCGGCCGAAAAAGGGCGCGACAGCGCCGGCCCAUCGGGCGAGUCGGUGGGAGGUAACAUCCCUUCCACCGCGGUGAGCGUGCGACGGCUGAAGGACGAGCUGCGACACUCGAAAGAGGCGUUGGAGGAGGCCAGGCGCGAGCAGGCAGCGGCGCGGGAGGAGUAUAAGCGGAUAAAGUCCCUCUUCGAGGCCUUCGUGGUGGAGGCGUGUGAGCGGGAGGAGGCGUGCAGGCACGUCUUCGCCAGGGUCUACGAGGAGGUUGAGGAGCAGCAGAGGCUCUGCGAGGGGCUGCAGCAACAGUUGCAGGAGCGCCCGCCUCCGGCGUUGGUGGCACCGGUGGUGGCCGGUGUCGACCCCGCCUCGCUCUUUAGCCUCGUGGACAGCCUGCGUGCCUCGCUCGGGGAGCUCGAGCAUCGCCUGGGCUAUAGCGGAGACACUGGCAGCCGUCACACCGCCCCCGCCGCCGGCGGCGGCGCGCCACGCGUAGCACGCCGCGCGAAGGCACCACCUACGCCUGAAGCGGGCGCGACGCGAGGCGGCGGAGGAGGCGGCAGCCCCCGCAGCCAUCAACAGCAGCAAGGAGGAGGCAUCCAUCAACCGCAGCCGCUCUCGCAAGGACCGGACGGCGCGGUGCGUUUGGUGUUGCCAGCGCCAGGCGCGGGGGCCCUGCGUGCGGCCACGGUGAUUUCCGGGGCA
Trypanosoma rangeli is the source of this 861-nucleotide messenger RNA. RefSeq lists its product as uncharacterized. The record is from RefSeq and is a predicted model, not a curated record. Lineage: Eukaryota; Euglenozoa; Kinetoplastea; Trypanosomatida; Trypanosomatidae. The transcript has a single exon. The annotation marks the transcript as partial.